Messenger RNA from Dentiscutata erythropus, 360 nucleotides. Lineage: Eukaryota; Fungi; Glomeromycota; Glomeromycetes; Diversisporales; Gigasporaceae. The record is from the annotation of a GenBank genome assembly.
GGUACUAUUGAUUUGGCUACAACUCAUUUACCAUGCCUGUUUAUGAAUACUUUGAACAACAAAAUCCUAAGCACUGGAUUAAUUAUGAACGAUGAACAAGGAAAAAGGCAUGACAAAGCAAAUUUGUUAUAUGAUAAUUAUAAGAAGAAAAGUAAAAAUCUUUUGCUGAAAGUGUUGAAAUAUAUGGAGCUUCGAUCUGAUAAAAAGAAGGCGAAUAAUUGGGAGAGAGAACAUUUAAAGAAGCAAGUCUAUAUCUACUAUCAAAUUUCUAGCAGUGAAACUGUCUAUGGCAGGAUCACUAACAACAGAACAAAUAAUUAUAUUGCAUUGGACAAAAAUGAAGAAUCGGUAGGCCUUUAA